ACCCAGACAUGGCCGAACCCCUAUUCCUCCAACACAUUGCUAGACUGAUUUGUGUUCAGAAUCUGCUAGAUCUUACAAAUGGGAAGGAUGUCACUGAGUACCUUAAACUGGCUUACCACAGUGCUGUAACAGAGGACCUUCUGAAUCACAUGGUACAGUUUUAUCCCAAGAAGCUGACCGAUGAAAUCCUAGCAGGUCUGGCCUCCCCACACAUCCAGAAUCUCCGACUGGUCAACUGUACUCGGAUCAAGCCAUCCAAGUUCAUCAAAAUUGUGCCUUACUGUAAGAAACUUCAUGGCCUUGACCUCAAGAAGUGCAGCCAGAUGAUGUUGCCUGAUUUCUUUGUGCUAAUCAAGAUGGCCGGCUUUCACCUGACUUCGCUGAGUGUGGAAGACUGUACAACUGUAGAUGAUUCCGUCGUUCAUAGCAUUUUGAAAAAUCUUCCCGAGCUGAGACACCUCAAUGUCUCCUCCUGCAAUAACAUCACAGACGGAGCGUUCCUACUGGACAAAGACCAGCACAGCAGGAGGACGUACACAGUGGAGACUGAGGUUUACCCCUGCUCACUGACCAGUAUAGACGUCUCUGGGUGCCGCUGUCUUACCAAUCUAGCCAUACAUAACCUAGCAUCUCUGACAGGGCCUACACUACAGCAUGUCUGUCUGUCUUGGACAAAGUUAACACUAGAGUGUCUGCUAUGUCUCGCUGGAUUAGAAGUUCCAAGAAGUUUUCUGGGAGGUGAUGAUGAAAUCAGUGACACAGUAGAAACUGCAAGGAUCAAUUCUGAAAACAGUGAAAACAUAACAGAGAAUCAUAAUAAUGAGAACGUCACUUCACAGGCUAAAGAUGGCCCUCAUUUACAGGCUGAAGCAACAGUUUUGUUGUCAAAUGGUAGUGAAAGAACUUCUCCAGCUUCAGAAUUGACUGAUUUGUGUACAGAGCAAACUGAGUCAAGAGAGGCCAUAUGUGAUAUCCCAACCCAGGAUGGAAGUGUCAUUCAAAAUAGUUGUUAUUACGAUGUUGGUCAAAGUAUACUCGCUGCAGAGACAGAUAGUGAUAGUGUGCACAAUACAUCAGAGCACCAAGCUGUGCUAACUGCAUUGAAUGAUAGUGAUAACAUGCCAAAUACAUCAGAGAAACAAGCUGUGCUAACUGCCAUGAGUGAUAGUGAUAACGUGCCAAAUACAUCAGAGCACCAAGCUAUGCUAACUGCCAUGAGUGAUAGGGAUAAUGUGCUCAAUACAUUAGAGCACCAAUCUGCAACGAAAGACAGUAAAAAUGUGCACAGUGCAUCAGAGGAAUAUUCUGAGGAAAACACAUCUGAAACUUUAGAUGAUCUGAGCGGUUCUAGAAACAGCAACUCUAUGUUACAGUCUUCUGAAGAUGUUCAACAAGUACAUGAAGAUGGAAAUUCCUUUCUCUCAGGAUGUUUUGAAAAUUCUGAAUCUCAGACUUCUCCUGCCCCAGAGUCUGUGGGUAACAAACAUUCUUAUGGUAUGGUUCAAAUUGAUGGACCAAAUAAUUGUAGUAGUGAGAUGCAUCUUUCUGCUGCCAACUGUGAAUCCAAUGACUUACCCUUAACAUUGUCAGAAACAACAUCAUUAAAUAUGUUUGAAAGCUUCAGUACUUGUAGCUUCUUGAAAUCUGACUCUUCCAAUGCAUGUUCUGUGGACCAUAUUGAUAUUGUUUUGAAUGAAAGACUACAAUCCUUAGAUUUAUGUAAUAUCAAUGAAACUCUAAACGACAAUGAUAAAGUUAUAGUUUCCAAAAUACCACGAACACUAGAUGAACAACAGUUACCAGAGUUAAUAACAAAGCACCAUUCAGUUUGUGCUGGAUAUGCAAGAGAAUCAAAUAAUGUUCAAAACUCUGAAAACAAAGUAAACCAUGCAAGUGCAGCUAUUGAAGCAGAGAGUUUGGAUGAAGGAAGUUUAAACCUUAAUCAAAAAACAAUUCUUAACUUGGUACAGUCUUCUUUGGACCAUGCCACUACCUCUCAAUCCAUAUUGUCAAAAGGAAAUGUCAAAACAGAUAUUGAUAGUGUUGAAAACCACACAAUACGUCCUAUCAUUGAAGAAAAUCUGCUUUUGCAAUCUCCACAACUAGAUCAUUUUGUUGACUCUCAGCCUCCUCCAAAAUGUGAAGAAGAACUUUUGUUACCGUCAAAAGAUGCUGUUUGCGUUGGACACCUUGAAGAAAGUGUAGAUCUUUCACAACCUCUCGAAAACGCUGUUGAUGCAUCCAACCAAUUAGAAGAGUUUAGUGUACAUACUGAUGUGGUGCUAAAUGAACUUUCGAGAAAUUUGAUAAAAGACUUGAAAUCAAAACAAAGACAGUUAAAGAGUGAGGAAGAAUGUUUACCACAUAUGAAAAGUGUCUAUAAACCAAUCAUCAGAUCUAUAGACCUUGAAGAGAUAGUCCACCCCAAUAACAAACAGGAAGUUUUAGAGAGCGCACUUGACACAUUCUUAACUGAAAACCCUUGCCUGCAGACCUUUAAGUUAUCCUGGCCAAAGCUUCCAAACUACCUUCUGAAACGUCUUGUUGAUACCUGUGUAGAUCUCAGGGAACUGACUCUGGUUGGCUGCCAUGUUAUCGACGCUGAACACAUACGUUCCGUUGGAUCACAGUGCAGGAAGCUCACAAAACUGGAACUUGAUGAUGUCCGCAGACUGACGGAUUGGAGCGUGGUCCCAGCAGUAUCCAACACGGACAUAGAAACACUCUCUCUAAAGGAAACGGACAUCCAUGACGUCACAGUCAUUCGAAUGGCGGCAAAACUUACAGAAAAUUUGAAAUCUCUGGACAUUUCCUAUUGCCAAGAACUAACAGAAAGAGGAAUAAAUUCCUUACUCCGGAAGAAAAGUUGUGUGACGUCAUUUAGUGUCCGACAGGGGGCGCUUUCUGAUCUGUCUUUGGGACUGCUCUGUGAGAACUUCCGGCAGUUACGUAAUGUAAACCUAGCCAGCGUAAAGUCUAUUACAGGGAAUGGACUUAUUAGUCUAGCCAAAAGUCUCCGCCAUCUUGACUUCAUUGAUCUAAGCUGGGCGAGUGGAUCAAGUUUGCAAGAUGACGUCAUAGAGGCCUUUCUGACGCACUGUCCAUGGCUGAAUCGUAUGGAGUUGAGUGGACAGUCCCUUCUGACGUCAGGUCCUUUUCUUCCAAUUAUAUCCGAUUACCAGAAAUGGAGUAAAUGCAAAGCAUUGUUCUUCUUGAAAACAAAAGAAAGGGAACUGGAAUCGAAGAUAAGUGCUGAGGAAGAAACCGACUCUAGUGAUGAUGAAUAUGAGGCGGUCUGUUUCCCGCACCGCUCCACCACGUUUGCCACAAACCUCCAACACCUGAGCCUGGAGUACUGUGACAGUAUUACAGACUCUGACAUGGAGGACGUAGUGACCGUCUGUAGGGGCUCCCUCACCGUCAUAGAUUACUACAGCUGGGCGGUCAAACCAAGGCUACUCAGACUCAACAAGUUUAAGAUAAAGGGAAAUACAAACUUAGAGUCCGAUGUUGAUCCAGUCCAGUAGUGUGUGGUCCCGAUUAUAGACCAAUAGAGCGGCGUUGACUCUUUAUAACUGUUCAUUUCGAGAAGUGUUUGACUGUGAUACAUGAUGAUACUAUUCAGGAUGUCCAACCAAGGUUACCUUUUAUCAACAGGUUUAAAAUAAAAAGAAAAAGAAACAUAAAUUCAAGGUUGUCCUUCUUGAGCUGUUUAUUUCGAGAAGAGGUUUACUGUGAUACUAGUACACUUAAAUAUAAUUACUGUUGCAGGUGGGAUGGCAGAGCAAGAGUUAUUAUGCUAUAAAUGAUUUAAUAUCAAGUCGGCAAGUAAAUAAAGUGUUAAAUGUUAAAAUUCUUUAGAUAUUGGGUAGAGAUCUUUUACAGUAGUCAACUACUACACUAUAAAUUUUGACACAAGGACAAGAGAAGAUAAAGCCAGACGUUGACUCAGUUUAGUUGUUAAUUUUGAGUGUUUUCCCCAUGAUAGACUCAUAAAGCUAAAAGUCAAACCUAGGCUCAUUAGACUUAACAAUUUCAAGAAAAUAAGAACUGUAAUCGACGAUCCAUUACUGUAGAUCUUGAGGGGAUAUAUACGAUAUAUUUUGACAAAGUAGAAGACUACAUCAAAAUUUCUUCCAGAUAUUCUUGUGUCAAACAUCGAGCCGCUUUUUUUAACUGAGCUAUUUCAAAAUCAUAUUACAAUUAAGGCAUUGUAGUUCUUAAGAAGAUGUCGCCUCUCUGCUCAUAGUUUAGUACAAACAAACUGUGAGGGAGUUUGCACAGUGUUCUCAAUCAAUAUCUAUAGUACUAUAUUAAAAUAUUAGACUCGAAUGUUUUGUCUUUAAUACCGAGAAAUCGGAAGAAUACUGUCUUUUGUUUUAUAUAUUUUAAACAUCAUUGGGACUUGAAGAUUACCAAUUUGUUUUUAUUUUUUCUCAGUUACGCCUCGCUAAUUAAUUAUCAACAAAAAUUGCUCAAAAAAUCCCGGAAAUCACCUGGAUUAUUUGGAUUUUACAAUCUUGCGCUUGCGCAAUACAUUCACGUUAACGGGGUCUUUAGUUUAUGUUUCCACUAUAUCACAUCUACAUGAAUA
Messenger RNA from Magallana angulata, 4594 nucleotides. RefSeq lists its product as uncharacterized. The transcript is spliced from 11 exons. The record is from RefSeq and is a predicted model, not a curated record. Lineage: Eukaryota; Metazoa; Mollusca; Bivalvia; Ostreida; Ostreidae. Gene Ontology annotation, biological process: SCF-dependent proteasomal ubiquitin-dependent protein catabolic process. Gene Ontology annotation, cellular component: SCF ubiquitin ligase complex. The coding region runs from base 9 to 3527 and encodes 1172 amino acids.